GUAUCUGACACCGGCGAGGAGGGGGACAUCGCCUUCCCGAAAUAGAAAAGGCAAGGAGCCUAUAUAAGUGGGGUUCCCGCCCGCGGUUUCACCUUCCCGUGAGCACCUCCAAAAUCCACCAGCCUUUUUCGGUGCGUCCUGCAAACACUCGACAGUUGCAAGGAUGGCGAUGACUGACGUGCUCAACGCUGAGGAUAUCAAGAAGGCGGUGGGAGCCUUUGCAGCUGCCGAAUCUUUUAACUACAAGAAGUUCUUUGAGUUGGUGGGGUUGAAAAAGAAGAAACCUGAAGAAGUGAAGAAAGUUUUCCAGAUUCUGGACAAAGAUGCAAGUGGCUUCAUUGAGGAGGAAGAACUAAUGUUUGUAUUGAAGGGCUUUACCCCUGAUGCCAGGGAUCUGUCUGAAAAAGAAACCAAGGCUUUCAUGGCUGCUGGAGAUAAAGACGGGGAUGGCAAAAUCGGCGUUGAUGAAUUCAAAAGUUUGGUGGCUGAAUCAUAAAAGGCUUUGACCAAUCUGAACCCUUCGUCCACGUCCACCCUUCACCGCCUGAUUCCAGCUGUUUUCUGCUGACCUUCUUGGUUCCUCUUCUAUUUAUUUAUGUCAUUUUAUACUCCAACUCUGUUCUCUGCACUGCAGCCCUGUAACUCUGUAAUUGUGCUGAAAGAUGCUGUUAAAAUAAUAAAGGUCACAUCAAUCUGG
Molecule: messenger RNA, 697 nt
Organism: Hemicordylus capensis (graceful crag lizard)
Lineage: Eukaryota; Metazoa; Chordata; Lepidosauria; Squamata; Cordylidae
Gene: PVALB
Product: parvalbumin
Exons: 5
Coding region: 164-496 (110 amino acids)
Cellular component (GO): nucleus; cytoplasm
Molecular function (GO): calcium ion binding
Source: RefSeq, a predicted model, not a curated record